This is a messenger RNA of Oldenlandia corymbosa var. corymbosa, 348 nucleotides long. The record is from the annotation of a GenBank genome assembly. NCBI's taxonomy places the organism in Eukaryota, Viridiplantae, Streptophyta, Magnoliopsida, Gentianales, Rubiaceae.
AUGGCGGGAGAGAAAAAUGUAGUCGCCAUGAUGAUGGUGGUGAUUGGUUUGUUGUUUGGAGGGCAAUGUCUGAUUAAGGGAGUAUUGGUCCAAGCCAAUCUAGCAGUGGUGGAACAGGAAUUCUGCUUGGACCAUUGCAUUAAGGGCUGCAAAACCAGUGGAAUCGGCCCUUUAAAGUGCUUCAAAUAUUGUGAGAAUCACUGCAAUUCUCCUGCCAAGCCCUCCCCCGGCUGGCAUUACUGCAAACUCGGAUGCAUGCUCGAAAAAUGCUCCAAAUUCCAUUCUGAUGAAGGGAAACAAGCAACCUGCAUGGUAGACUGCGAGAAGCAUAUCUGCCUGGCAGGCUGA